AACACACUUGGAAAAUCAGUCCAGAUACCACAUACAGCAGAGCCAGAGGCACCAGGUGAAGCAGUACCUGACCCUUGACACCAAGCUGUCCAGCCAGAGCCUGUCCCUGUCCCACUCUCACACGAUCCAGCCGGUGGGAGUGAGCUCCAUUCUCAGGAACGGACACAUGCCUCCAGUGAGCAAUAUCGGCACUCCGGAGAGCCCUGUCACCAAGCUGCUGGCCCUUGGGGGAGAACACGAAAAUGCGAUGGAAGAGGUGAUUGAAGACAUAAUCAAUAUGGAAUCAAAUUUUAAUGAUGAAGGGAUAGGUUGUUCGGAAAGUCCCUUACUAAUGCAAAGAGCUCUAUCUAGCAGCAUUUUGGACAUAUAUAACAGUGACCAGGGAAUGGCACCAGCUAAUAUGGGUCUCACAAAUGCUUCUUGCCCAGCUAAUCUACCAGUAAAAAGGGAGCUCACAGCAGAUACAAGAGCAAUGGCAAAGGAGAGACAAAAGAAGGAUAACCACAAUCUCAUUGAGAGAAGAAGAAGGUAUAAUAUUAAUUACCGAAUCAAGGAGCUUGGAACACUCAUCCCCAAGUCUAAUGAUCCUGAUAUGCGCUGGAACAAAGGAACUAUUUUAAAAGCAUCGGUGGAGUACAUCAAGUGGCUACAAAAAGAACAACAGAGAGCCAGAGAAUUAGAACACAGGCAGAAGAAAUUAGAGCAUGCUAACAGAAGACUCCUACUCCGAAUUCAGGAACUGGAGAUCCAGGCACGAGCACAUGGCCUUCCAGUCAUGUCUUCMCUCAGUGCUGUGGAUUUAGCUGCACAGGUCAUCAAGCAACAGUCCUAUCCCGAGGAGAACUCUGUAGAUUACUCUCAACAAAUGCCUCUGGUACAUGGACAAAAUUCUGAGGUCUGUGAUGGAUCUACAGCCUUUUCCGAUCCCCUUUCGCACUUCACGGAUUUGUCCUUCAGCGCGGCUUUGAAAGAAGAACAACGACUGGAGGAAAUCUUACUGGAUGACACAGUGUCACCAUUUGGAACAGACCCACUCUUGUCCUCCACAUCCCCAGCUGCAUCCAAAGAGAGCAGCAGGAGAAGCAGCUUUAGCACAGAUGAUGGAGAUGAUUUAUAAAAGCAAAAAGGGUCUCAUGCUUCUCUAAACCACCUGCUAAAAGACUGAGUAAGCAUGGUGUUUGUUCUUAUUUUAAAUAAUUAUAAGGAGAGACACUGUGAAAAUCAAUUACUACGUGGCAAGGUUUAAAUCAGCCCUUACUUCACAGGAAAAUAAGAAGGACAUGAACUCACACCAUGCCCCAAAAUCAGCCUCUCUUCCCAGCCGACAUUUGCACAAAUCUCUCUUCAUUGGGAAUAUUUUUACUAUAAUUCCAUGAAUUUUUACAGUACUAAGAAAAUGGUUACCACAAAAGGAAUUCCCAUGUUACAGAACUGUGUUCAAACUCUUUUCGAUCUGCUUACACUUUUCUUUGCUACAAAUAUGAGUUUUAGUCAUUUGCUGAUUUCUUUAUUUUUUAAUAACUAAAAAUUCUACAAAAUGUGAAACAACAAAGAAUUUUUUUAAACUGGGAACUGUAUAGAUGUUACAGAUUUUAAAACAUAAACCAGCCAGAUAGGAAUGCUUUCACACAAGUAAGCAUGAUGUUUAAACUGUGUGGACUUCUCUUUAAAAUGAGAAUAUCCMUUAAACUUUCCGUGGAAUGCUAUUAGUUUUUAAUCUUUCAUUUGUAGAAAAAGAACACUCUUUUUAAUAUAUCUUUUCAUGACACAGAAGAAAAAUGGAAACUAACAUAAUGACUGAUUCAAAUGAACUCAAAGAUAAAGCAUUGCAGCAGCAAGUCUGUUUGGAUAUAUAAGAGAGAUCAGAAACUCCAUGUUAAAAUCAGCACAAUUUAAAACAAGCAUUACUUUUAACAGUGCUAAGUCAGCUGCUAAUUCCAAGAAUAUUCAAUGUGUCCUUUUUUAUGUGAAAGAGAUUGGAAUUCAGAGAUACAACACUGUGCUGUUGGAUGACACUUUCAGUGUCCUUUGAUGGCACAGUGAGGUUUUCCAAAGGGACUAUAUCCAUACGUGUGCUUUUAAUCCAUUYGGAAGUAGAGGAAAAUUACAAGAUUCCCAUUGUAUACAGUAGGAACAACAAUAAUUUAAUUUCAAAUUUGGCUUUGGAUUCACUGCAGAAAAGCUGUAAAGGAAGACUCGUCAAACUCAGAAACACUGAUGUGAUGCACCACAUCUCGUAACUAGCUUGCUAGGAGGGAGCAUUCAGAAAACUCACUUCUAUCCGUAGUGAAAUUCUGGAGAGUGAUGCAUGUUCCUGAAGAAUGCUGAGGGCAAUCAUUCCAAUUGUAAUAUUAAAACACAGGAAAAUAAACUGGAACAGGUUCCUCAUCACCCUUCCUCAAUCAAAGCCAAGAGAUAAUUCGGGAGCGGUUGAGGCAGCAACAAAACCUCAUGUAGUCAGUUGGUCACUGCCCUGCCAGAGGGACUGCAGAGAGAAUUGGAAGGGUGAAAUCUGGAAGACUCGUGGGUUGAGAUAAAGACAGUUUAAUAAGGGAAGCAAAAGCUGGAAAUUCAAGGAAAGCAAAACAGGGAAUUAACUUACUGCUUCCCAUGGGUAGGCAGGGGUUCAGCCACUUCUAGGAGAGCAGAGCCCCAUCACAAGUAGCAGUGACUUGCAAAAUCAAACACCAUCACUCCAAAYGCCUCCCCUUCCUCCUUCUUCCCCCCACUUCAUAUACUGAACAGGACUGGAUAUGGUCUGGAACAYUCCCUGGUUUGGUUUGGAUCACCUGUCCCAGCUCAGGAUCACCCAACCUCCCAUGCACCCCCAGCUUCCUUGCCAGUGUGUCAGUAUUAAAAGCAGAAAAGGCCUUGGCUCUGAGCAGGCCCUGUUUAACCACAACAAAAACAUCUUUGUGUUCAGUACAAAUCCAAAACACAAACCCAUACUAGCCACAGUGAAGAAAAUUAACUCUACCCCAGCUGAAACGACCACAGAAGUCCUGUAAUAAUUCAAAAUGUGAUUCCAAAAGUGUGUAUUAAUCUUGUUGUCACUGAGCCUGACUCACACUCCAGAAGCAUCACAGGUUUGGGAAUAGGAAGAUGAGAUUAAAGUGGAUUGCUCUUUGCAUGAACAUUUUAAUUUUUUUUAAACAUAUUAUCCAAAACUAGAGCAAUUGUUUCUUACUAUUACCUCUUUUAUUUUUUGCACCUGGGUCCUCCUAAGUCAUUGUGAGGUUUCUGUUGCUCCCAGGCCAUAGCACAUGCCUGAAUAACCCCAAUAGUGUCACAAUAGCUUCAUAAUUGGAAAAUUAGCAGCUGGAAAAUAAAUCRUAUCCAGAUGGCAAUGAAAGAUGAUGGUGUGUCCAAUUUCAAAAGAAUAUUUAUGCUUUUAGAAAUUUCAAGGUUUUCUUUGAGUGUGUACAAACUACUUGGAUGCCAGAUGACCUAUAAGUGCUCACCUGACCAUUAGAAGAGAUUUUGAAUCCCUCCACUUCAUGGCUAAAAAUAACAACAAGUAGGGUUCCAGUAAUUUUUUUUUGUUUUGAUUUGGUGUUUUUGUCACUCUUUUUAUUUGUUUGCUUGGUUUGGUUUUCCUUUGUAGCAUAUCAGAAAGACAAACAAGUAUUAACCAAAGACUGGAUAUAGGAUUGACCACCAUUUUAAUUGGGUUAAUUAAAAGAGGAAUUAUUUUGCUACAGUUUUGCCAAAGACAAUUGCUAAUAUUGACAUACAUAACAUGAUGAAUUAAAAGUAACAUUUAUGCCUAUAUUAUGUCUAGUGUAGUAUGAAUAUUGUCCAUUUUAGCUGAUGAAAGGAAGGGUUAUUUGGUUGAUAUCAAAUGCCAUUUGUCCUUGUACUGAAGUUUCUACUACAUUAGUUUUAAAUACACCAGUGUGGGUUGCUCAUAAUGGAGAAAGAGAAAUUAAAUAUGAAUGUAUUACAUGAUUUUCCCAUUGAACUUUUACAUGUGAGUUAGACCAUACUUCUGAACUAUAUUGACUUUAAAUAACAUCCUGAAUUUCAUCACUUUUAUAAGCACUGUUUUAAAAAAAUAUUAUAGUGCAUCCAUUAAAUUUUUUAAAGUUGAUUUUCAUUCUUCUGACAAUUGCUUCAGUCUAAAGCACCAGAAUUUUUCUCUCUUCUUGCAUGAGAAACUUAACCCAAGAUAGUCAAUAUUCUUUUUGCAAGGUACAGUAUUGCAUCUAUCAUUAAACAUAGUCAAGCUGUCUUCCUUCACACAAAACCCCCAGCCCCCUUAUCCAAAACACUAAAUGCAUCAAUGCCUGUAGGUAUUUAUUAUGGCAAUGGUAUUUCACCAACAUUACAUUUUUUCUAGUAUAAAGUCAUCAUAAUUACUAUUUCAGCUAAUAAUWAUAGCGUGGAUUACAGCUUCACCCUCGAAAUUAAAUGGUGGUGCAAAUUGUAAAACCAAUCUAGGACAUUCUGGGGAUUAAUAGGUGCUACUGCUACUGCAGGUGUUUAGGAGAUGCAUGUGCUGGAAGUUGUAUCCCAGACUUUCUGGAGUAAACACUCCCCCUCCCACCCCAGGCUCAGAGAUAGUGCUGUGAAGCUGAGAGGACUUUUAGGGCAGAGCCAAGUCCAGUCCUACCAGCUUGUGCAGAGGAAAGAGAUUUUAUAACUACAGGGACAAAUCCUGACAUUUUUCAUCAGGAAGAAUUUAUUUGCUGUCCAUGCAAGUUUUUUUGGGCUGAAAUGUGGUGCAAGCAAAAUACACUUUUUAGCUACUUCCAGCAGAGAUCUGUUUAGUGAAAUCUCAUGAAAGCUAUGCAUAAUAUGCCCGUAGGUCUGGGACUAGAAAAGAAUUUAAAGUCUUGCAGAUCUUGACCUCAAGCAGGGCAGGGGGUAGGAGAACUGGCUAUUUUUGUCCAGCUGUAUUAAAUGAGGAGCUAUUGCGUGUUUCCAGUAGCAGCUGUUCAAAGCUGGUGGACAUAUUCYUACAGAAUCCACAAAACAGUGGACUGAUAAUUACACAAAAGAAAAGGGAGUUGAAAUAUUAACAUCCKGUUUGAUUCAUGACACAGAUAUAGAUGCUAUACUAAGAACAGAAAACUAAAUUAUUUCAUUGUGCAUAGUGUGGAYAGUGUGAAAAGAUAAAGCAAAUGCAAACAAUUUUAACAAACAGGAACACAGUUGCUUUAUGUAAUAAAAUAACUAAAUAUAAUUCAGUUGCUUAAUCUUAAUAAGAACAUUGAUAUUAUAAUACUUUCUGAAUUUAAUAGGACUGUAUAUAUGAGUGGAGGAUGUAAAAUUAUUGUAAUUUAAAAUUAUGUUAAGUCUUUUAGAUAAGUAAAGGCAUUUACAUGG
Messenger RNA from Malurus melanocephalus (red-backed fairy wren), 5328 nucleotides. RefSeq names its product transcription factor EC (gene TFEC). NCBI's taxonomy places the organism in Eukaryota, Metazoa, Chordata, Aves, Passeriformes, Maluridae. Gene Ontology annotation, molecular function: DNA-binding transcription factor activity, RNA polymerase II-specific; protein dimerization activity; RNA polymerase II cis-regulatory region sequence-specific DNA binding. Gene Ontology annotation, biological process: regulation of transcription by RNA polymerase II. Bases 167 to 1117 code for a protein of 316 amino acids. Gene Ontology annotation, cellular component: nucleus. The transcript is spliced from 7 exons. The record is from RefSeq and is a predicted model, not a curated record.